This is a messenger RNA of Anthonomus grandis grandis, 3494 nucleotides long. RefSeq names its product heterogeneous nuclear ribonucleoprotein Q-like. The record is from RefSeq and is a predicted model, not a curated record. Gene Ontology annotation, cellular component: nucleus. NCBI's taxonomy places the organism in Eukaryota, Metazoa, Arthropoda, Insecta, Coleoptera, Curculionidae. The transcript is spliced from 5 exons. The coding region runs from base 108 to 1622 and encodes 504 amino acids. Gene Ontology annotation, molecular function: mRNA binding.
GGUGCCCCUAUUUUACGUUUUUGAUUUUACUUUUACUAGUUGUGUCGAGUGUUUUUGGCGUGCCGCCGGCCACGUGUCUUGCUUCCCACAAAUUAUUCAACUAAAAAAUGGCAGAAUUUUACUGCUACGAAGAGUCUCAUUAUCGAAUCAAAGUUUUCUCCCAUUUAAAAAAUGUCGGUUACGUUCCACAAAAGGGCUCCGAGAUCUUUAUUUCCGGGAUUCCUCGCGAAGCGACCAUUCGAGACCUACAAAAUUUUUUGGAACCCGUCGGACCGUUUUUCGAAAUCAAACUGAUGAUGAAACCUGACGGCGUCUAUAAUCGGGGAUUCGGCUACGUGACUUAUAUGAACAAACCUUUGGCCGAUAAAGCCAUUGAGGAGCUAAAAUGUAAACUGUUCCUGCAUACGACUUACCUGAAUUUGCAAAAAUCGGUAAAUAACUGUAGGAUUUUCGUUAGCGGUUUGCCGAUUGACAAAUCAAAGGAUGAAAUAUGGAACGAGUUGAAGCACACUUAUGAUAUUAAUAAUAUUGUGGACGUUAUCAUAUAUAGGAAUUUUUCGAAUCCCACGUUUAAUAGGGGAUUUGCUUUUCUAGAAUUCCCUACACACGAGCAAGCGUCCUGGUUUCGGGCCAAAUUUUGGGAUAAAUUAUUUUUGUUCGGGAAACAACUGAUGGUGGAUUGGGCGCGACCGAAUUCUGCUGAAUCGGAUUCGGAUUGCGUUGUUACUAAUAAGACCAAAAUAAUCUCCUUGCGCAAUCUGGAGGUCACUGUGGAAAACAGGGACCUAGCCAAUUUCAUAUAUUCUCUGAUCGAGCCAACCCAUGUAGAGAAGAUCUUCAAAUACAAUAAUUACGCCUAUAUCCAUCUAACAACCAGAAAAUAUGCUGAAGAACUUAUGGACAUCUUGACUGAUUUUUAUAAAGAUACUUCAGUGGAAGUCAGAUUUGGUAAACAGUUCAAUGAUCGUCCCUCUAGGGAGAAACCUUGCUUGGAUCGUCAGAGUAAACCUCAAGCUUGCCCACCAACUGAAAAUAUUUCCAGAGGCCCUAGUGAAUAUAGAAGCAGUAGCCUUUCAGCAUCUUCCGUUUCUUCCAGCAUAUCCACCCCAGAAAACACUGAUACAUUACUCUCCUUGCUAUCACUUAACACAAUUCAAGUGAUGUCUACCCAAAACACUUUACAGCAGUUGGCAAAGAAUAGAGAAGAUCUAGAAAAGAAACUAAUGAAAAAAGAUUCCAGUUUAAGUUUAUCUAAUUCAGAAAAUUUCAGACCAUUUAUCCCAGAGGUCCAGACUUCACCUGAUACACAUAAUCAUACUCCAAGUUUUACUGGACAAGCUUCUCCAAUGCUAACUGAUGGUUUACCUAGACUUACCCAAACAUUAUCUACUCCUAUCCAGGUUGUACCUUCCGAGCCCAAUUACGUUCCGUUAGUAUAUCCGAGACCACAGUACCCCAAUAUCUAUUCACCUUCUCUAUUGAUGGUACCACAGCCGGUAUGUCCUAUACCUAUAAUGCCCCAGGUUCAGCCCGCGCAGUCCUUCGAUUGGUUCAGCGACCCCCGCUGGGCUGAAUGGCAGGUAAGAAGAUGGUGGAUGAACUGGUGGGCAGCAACUGAGUAGCAAGAUUUAGCAGCCGUUUCUUUGUUUUUGCAUGUCAGAUUAUGCACAACGGUAAAUAAAUAAUAUAGAAAUAGGACAACAGAAAAUCCGGUAAAGGUGUAGUUUAGCAACUGCAAAUCGCACCUAAAAUUGUAAGCAAAGGCUUAAAAUGUGCGUUAUUUUACAAUACUACGAUGGCGAUGGCGCAAAUUUUUAAGUAGAUUGGUGCCAAAAAAAAAAACAAAAAAAAUUAUUUUGAUAUGUAUAUAUUUUAAUUGUACCUACCUGAAAUUAUUAACCCUAACUUUUCUGAAACCCGCACUUCAAAUUUAGGGAAAAUAUGGUCUUGUUUCGCCCUAAGAUGUGAGGAAACAUGUCAUUUUACGAUAAUGAGUACAUUUUUUAAAUUUUUAAAAUAAUAUAUAUUCUCGAAAAUUUGUUUUACGAUGCUUUUAUAAUUGGAUUGGAUUGGGAUGGGUUGUUUCGGAUUUACACAUUUUAAGCCUCUUCUGGUUGUCUAGCACAAAGUUGCUUAACUCGACGUGUGCAAAAAUAAUAUACCGUAAUAUGGGGGAAAGCUGACCAGUGGGGUCGAACUUGACCAAAAUUAUUCAAAAAAAUUAUUUAUAAUGUAAGAUUUACUUAAACAUUUUUAGUUAAUUUUCUCAGUUAUUACUUAUAAAAAUGUCAUAAGCUAUGCAUGAUUUUCUUAAAUUUGGGGUCUAGUCGAUCGGGUGGGUUAACUUACCACCUGGAGUAAAAUAUUAGCCGAAUUAAAUCAGAUUUUGAAGACUUAUUGGUAAUAGAAUCAAUUGAUUAUUCAUUAGACUCUGAAGAUCUGCUCUUGUCUAAGUUAGUGAGUACAAUGUCUGUUAACAAAGAGGUCAUUGUACCAACUGAGAUUAGUACUAUCGAAACGACUAGACAAAAUAUCUAAAUAGAUGGUCGUAUAACAUUUUACUAAAAAGUCUGUUAAACAUUAUAUGGGAAAAGUUAUAUCCACUAGUAUAAAAUAUAAUAAAGUAAAAUUAAAAUUUAAAAAAUAUAAAAACAAUUUUUUGUGGCACGAAAAAGAAGACGUUGAUAAAGUACCUUUCAAGGAAUGCAGAAGAUAUUAAGUAAAACACGGAAUUUGUACAACUUUAUAAAUAGUUUAUUACAUAAAGAUACAAAAAUCGGCUCAAACCUUAUUAACACAAUGAAUGACAGAAUAAUGAUCUUAUACUACGCCUAAAAGCGAUUUCACACCAAUUCUAACUACGAGCUUUUUGCACAUUCCGCAUAUUUUUGUUUUUAUGUUUUCGAACGAUGCCUUGGAAGCAGCCGAUGACAUCACCCAGAUCGAAUGUUGAUUUUCUUUCUUUUAACAAAGAGGUGAAUUUUAUUUCACAAACGACAUACAUUUAUUUUAAUCUAAACCUAAAUAAUUCUGUGUUCUUUAUUAACCUAAAUGAUUAUGAUUUGUUGUAUUCUUUCAAAUAAGUAGAAGUUAUCAUGCAAUUUCAAUAGCCGGUCAAGUUCACCCCAACAUGGAGCGAAGUUGAAACCUAAAAAACUAAUGCAUAUUUCAUUAAGCAUUAUCAAUAUUCAUAAAAGACCCAUUAUAUAGGCUAUAUAUAAAGAUAAUUCCAUUAAAAGUUCAAAAUUGGUCAAGUUCACUCCGUUUUACGGUAAUCAAUCUAUUCUGACAACGUAUCUUACAAAUAGAACGUCAACUGUAAAACAAAUACACAGCAUUCACAAUAACAUUAAUGGUUAAAAUACUUUUUAAAUAAAUAUAAAAUUAGAUGAGAAAUACUGGACGUAUAUAGUCAAAUUAAAAUGAUUUCUUAUCUUUAUAUUUAACAACACAAUAAAUCUUUGGUGGUUUUUAAGGUACAAGGAUGAUUUUAC